Zasmidium cellare ATCC 36951 is the source of this 1107-nucleotide messenger RNA. RefSeq lists its product as uncharacterized. Lineage: Eukaryota; Fungi; Ascomycota; Dothideomycetes; Mycosphaerellales; Mycosphaerellaceae. Gene Ontology annotation, molecular function: hydrolase activity. Bases 1 to 1107 code for a protein of 368 amino acids. The transcript has a single exon. The record is from RefSeq and is a predicted model, not a curated record.
AUGGAUACCAGACCCAGAUACAGGCCCCCAGGCCGGCUGGGCGACUCCAAGAUGGAGUUGUUCCAAGAUCCGCGAGCGAAUACGAAAUUGAUCGAGGCGAUGGCAGAGUUCGGGAUAGAACGAAAUCGAGCACCUCCUUCGCUGGCGACCUUGAGUCCAAACUCAUCGGAGGAAGAGUUCUCGAGAAGCAUGGCCGAAGCAGAAUCUGGAUUCGAGCAGCUGUACGAGACUUUGCCGAACGACUUGCCACAGGACGCGCUAGAGUUAGAAGUUGUUGAAGAGGAGGAAUCGAUAGAUGGGCCGGCGAACAGCAAGAUACAGCUCCACAUAUUCCGACCCAGGCUGAGAGGCGGGCCCCUUCCAGGAGUGAUAUAUCUUCACUCAGGCCACAUGACGAUGCUCAAGACAAUGAACAAGGUUCACAGGCGGUGGUGCAUUUCCUUGGCCGCGCAGGGCAUGGUAGCAAUCGCAGUGGACUUUCGAAAUGCGUGGUCAGAGGCUGGAAUGAAUCCUUUCCCAGCUGGGCUGGAUGACUGCUGUGCGGCGGUGCAAUGGGUACACUCGAAUAAGGACCGUCUGAACAUUCGAAACAUGGUGGUCCAGGGCGAAGGGGGUGGUGCAAAUCUGGCACUUGCAGCAGCCUUGAAAGGCAACCGCGAAGGCUGGGGCUACAAGUUGGACGGAGUGUACGCAAGCUCUCCAGAGAUCAGCGGGGCAUAUAGCUGGUCUGAGGACAGGAAGUUGCUCGAACUGCCAAGUCUGAUUGAGUGUCAUGGAUACUUCGUGAACGUCGAUUUCCAGGCCUAUGUGGCGCAUGUGUAUACUCCAAGGUCGGCCGACUUGACAAAUCCACUGGCUUGGCCAUAUCAUGCAACGAAGAGGGAUAUGGAUGGUCUUCCGCCGCACGUUCUGGCAAUGAACGAGCUGGAUCCACUGAGGGACGAAGGUAUGGCCUAUUACCGAAAGUUGAGUGCAGCUGGAGUCAAGUGUACUGCUCAUGUGAAUCUGGGUCAUACUCACAGUGCGAGUCUCAUCUUCCGCCGGGCACUGCCAGAAGAUCACAUGGCUGCGAUCAAAAGCAUCGCUGCAUUUGCAAAGUCGGUGUGA